AUGCUGAGGGAGAGGUUUUGUGUGCCUGCAUACAACCAGAUCAGAAAACACGUGUUUGUGAAAACUGUGAAGAGCUGGUCUGAAGCUCAGAGCUACUGUAGAGAGAAGCACACAGACCUGGCCACUGUGCGCAGCCAGGAAGAAGCAAAGCAGCUCUUAACUAUUACAGGAGCUUCUCUCGGGGAUUCCUGGAUCGGGCUGGAUCGUGAUGACACACAGAACUGGCAGUGGUCUAACAGCGAUGAUGUCAUCUACUCCAACUGGAGGGCAGACCUCUUCUGUGCUUCAGUCAAUUCAGAGGGAAAGUGGAUUGAUUUACCCUGCCACCUUCAGAAAGCCUUCAUGUGCUACAAAGAGACCACCAACAUCACUGAGAGAUACACCCUGAUUGAAGAACUGAAAACCUGGACUUAUGCUCAGCAAUACUGUAGAGAACACCACACCGACCUCGUCAGUAUAAAGAACGCCAGUGAAAAUGAAGAAAUACUGAAGAAAGCGCAGGGCAAGCCCUUCUGGAUAGGCCUGUUCAAUGAGCCCUGGAAGUGGUCACACCAGGGGGAUAACUACACAUUUCACAGCUGGAGCAACGGGGAACCAAACAAUGUGGGAGGGGAUGAGAACUGUGUGGCGAUGAGUAAGACUGGUGGAUGGAAUGACUAUGGCUGCAAAAAUCAGAAUUCCUUCUUCUGCUGUGAGGGCGGCUCCUCUGGUCAGUGUUUCUAUGAAAGAACUGGGAAGACAUGGCAGGGAGCUCAGAGCUACUGCAGAAACCAAGGCAGAGACCUGCCCAGCAUUCAAGACCAGGCCAGGGUUAAUAAGCUUAUAGGUCUUAUACCUUCAACUAGUAACUCGGGUCACUGGAUCGGGCUGUAUCAUGACAAGGAGAACUGGCAGUGGUCCAGUGGAGGUGAUGUCAUCUACUCCAACUGGGAACCAUACCUCUUCUGUGCUUCAGUCAAUUCAGAGGGAGAGUGGGAUGAUUCACUCUGCCAUCAGAUAAACUAUUUCAUGUGCUAUAGCGAGACCAGCAACAUCACUGAGAGAUACACCCUGAUUGAAGAACUGAAAACCUGGACUGAAGCUCAGCAAUACUGUAGAGAACACCACACCGACCUCGUCAGUAUAAAGAACGCCAGUGAAAAUGAAGAAAUACUGAAGAAAGCGCAGGGCAAGCCCUUCUGGAUAGGCCUGUUCAAUGAGCCCUGGAAGUGGUCACACCAGGGGGAUAACUACAUAUUUCACAGCUGGAGCAAUGGGCAACCAAACAAUUGGGGAGGCGAUCAGAACUGUGUGAUGAUGAGUAAGACUGGUGAAUGGACUGACUAUGGCUGCAACAAUCCGAUCUCCUUCUUCUGCUGUGAGGAUUCAGACCCCACAAGCUCCCCUUCCACUCCGGUCUCUCAAGGAGAAUCCUCGAGCCCCCCUUCCACUCCGGUCUCUCAAGAUUCAGACCCCACAAGCCCCCCUUCCACUCCGGUCUAUCAAGAAGGAGAAUCCUCGAGCCCCCCUUCCACUCCAGUCUCUCAAGAAGCAGAAUCCUCAAGGCCCCCUUCCGCUCCGCUCUCUCAAGAUAAGAUGGCAACAGCAAGGAUCAAACUAAACGUACCCAAAGGAAUGAAUCUUGAGGACCCCAAAGUGAGCGAAGCCAUUUUAGAGCAGAUUCGGGAGCACCUCUCCAAGAACAUUCCAAUGGACGGUGUUAAUCUGCGCUGGAGAAAACAAGACGGGGAGAUAUUCCACAAGGAGGAAGAGGAGGAGGAGGAGGAGGAGAUGGAGAAGUACUUCAAGCCGUGAGAUACCAGCACCCACAAUGACAAGCGGGGGCUUUUCAGAGCAGCACUGGUUUAUAGUAAUCUGACAUUAUCUACUGGUUUAUAUUAAUCUGACAUUAUCUACUGGUGCAGCACUGGUUUAUAUUAAGGUGAUGGGGGUGUUUUUUUAAUUUAAUGAUCAUUUAAAUAUAAGUUAAAUUAUUUACUGGUGCAGCACAUAUUUAUAUUAAGGUGAGGUGUGUGUGUGUUUUAAUGUAGUAAAUGAUUCUAAUAGAGGUUACAUUAGUUGCUGGUGCAAGUUUCUUUCACCUUGUAAAGAAUAUAUUCAGAGUGCUAACAGAGUAACAGGCCUCUUCACCAUGGCAUGGCAGAGCAUGGAUUUACAGAAUGAAUGUACAACUUGCAGUGUACUAUUAAAUCCCAUAGAGGGCACCACAAACACAUUUACUGAGGGAGGAAGGGAGCAAGCUCCUGUAUAAUUAUACAAUCACCUGGAAGGUCUUGAUGCUGCAGUACAUUAAAAACAACAACUUAUGAUUUCAAUGGAAAUGUCUUAUUUUUACUGAUGAUAUUUAAUUUACAUUACUGUAAAAACAUAAAAAUAACAGGGUCACUGGAAAAUACUUUCCCAUUAUAGUGUAUGGGGAGCAGGGGAG
This is a messenger RNA of Acipenser ruthenus (sterlet), 2428 nucleotides long. Its product is annotated as macrophage mannose receptor 1-like. NCBI's taxonomy places the organism in Eukaryota, Metazoa, Chordata, Actinopteri, Acipenseriformes, Acipenseridae. The record is from RefSeq and is a predicted model, not a curated record. The coding region runs from base 1 to 1794 and encodes 597 amino acids. The transcript is spliced from 12 exons.